Messenger RNA from Marchantia polymorpha subsp. ruderalis, 7769 nucleotides. The record is from the annotation of a GenBank genome assembly. Lineage: Eukaryota; Viridiplantae; Streptophyta; Marchantiopsida; Marchantiales; Marchantiaceae.
CACAUAAAGCCGAUAGAAAGUGCGCAAAUCCCUUGGCUAUGGCUCUUGUGCGUUUGCGCGGUCUUCGUUCCGCCCAGUGCAGCACCAACAGCAGCUCCGGCAGUAGCAGCAGAUCUCUUAAGCUCAGCGCGAUCCAGUCACUUGACCCCUUCAGCUGGAAGCGGUUCAACUACCAAAGCUUAAAAGUUGCCAGACAGUGUAGUAAUUCUCUCCGCCAUGGCCCCGGGCUGCGGCCUUUUCGUCUUGUGGAGACCUGACUGAGCUCCAUUCCAUGCCCCGGCCCCUCGGGCUCUUUGUCGUUGCAUUACUGUACGUCUCGUGGAGCUAGAAGUAGAAACCGAGAUGGACAUGGAACUGGACGGGAUGGAGUCUCAACUCUCAAUGCCUGAUGAUAUUACUGCUACGUUCCAUUUGCACUAUCCAAAUUGCUCCCGCUGCCCAUCUAGUUAACGCUCGUUCGUCGUCUUAUUCCGAUUCUUCUUCUCCUCUCUUUAUUCGUCGGUCCUAUUUUUUUGGGCUCUAGCAUUUAUUAUACGCCGUCCUGAGACAAAGCUGGCAAAAGUUGGAUGUGUGCGUUGCUGGCCGGGGCGCACAAUUCCAUCUGUGCUGCUGUACUCGCACGAAACAUCUGUCUAUAUGUUGAUCUCUGUACGUCUCACAACGAUCGAGCCCUUGUCUGAUCUCUCGCACCCCGGUCUCUGCGCAGCUCCAGCGGUGCCGCGCUGCAUUGCGCCACCGCUCUCUCCGGUCCACUACGCUGCUCUGCUCCGGAGUGGACUGCGGUCUAAUCACCUCUUGCUUCUAGCCGCCGGUAGUAAUUCGAGCCCUGAAUGCAGAGCAUUGCACUUUUUCCUCGAGAUCUCAUGGCAUUUCACCCCCCGAGCUGCUUCUGCUGCGCAUGAUUGUGUGGACGUCUGUCUUGUCACCCGAGAGCCAAAUGUUCAUUCCACCCUACAAUCCCUCGCUUAGCAUCCCAUUGCAUUGCUCUCUGCCCAGCCCUUCCCAUUCCAUCCCAUCCCAGACCCACUCCCAUCUCAGCCCAGUGCACUACAGUUGAUGAUUGAGUGAGUGAUUGAGAGAUCGAAUGUGCAAUGUUGGGCUCUGACAUUGUUCUGGUGGGUUGUGUGAAGGGAGUAGUGGCGGAGCAGGAGGAGAUUGAUGGAGUGUUGGGACGUGGGGCUGGCCAGGAGGACUACGGACACCGCGAGCAGCAGGCAGUGGCCUCCACGAGACUCGCUCUCGAUCCUGCCGAUGCCGCCGCCGCUGCCGCUGUUGCAAGCGAGGCCUGGACAUUUGCAAGCUCCGAGCACGACCUCGUGUCCGAUCCGCUCGCUGGCGGCUUCGGCUUCGACAGCGACAUCACACCAAUCAUCGUGAUGAUCACGGUCGGCAUUCUGGAGCUGGUUGUUAUCAAUUUUGUAAUUAUGCAGCCGUCGUGUUCGGCGAAUCAAUUCUUGAUCGAGCUGAGCGCAGCGUGACCAGCUUGUCCCCCCUCCUGGACUGGAAUUGUCUGAGGGGCGGGCGGGGCAAGGAGGCGAUCAAUCGUCCGAGGAAGCCAUGGACCUCGAUGGCUCAUUUCACACAGGGACGACGACGACGACGGGGCCCCAGGACACCACCACCACCAACAACAACAACAACAUCAACAUUGCGCACAACAUCGGCAUCGUCAAUGCCAGAGCUCCGGACCAUGUGUCGCCGAAGAAGUCGUCUGCGGCACCCGGCGCCGCCCUGCAGCGAGAACAGGGCGUCUUCUACGAUAAGCGCGAGAGCGUGCUCUCGAGGCUGAACGCGAUGAAUGCCGCCGGCUCGUCCGGCAGGAAGACCAAGGUUCCAUUCUCGUGGUACGUGCCCAUCCCGCCCUCGGACGAGAGGAUCGAGGCUGGGGGCGACUCCGAGCAGCCGGCGGAGAAGAUCGACAGCAGUCCCGUGUUCAAUCCGCGGAGCUCGCCCGCGCCCUCGGCGGGCAGCAGUGGCUCAGGGGGAGAUGGCGCGAGCAGAGGGGGCGGCCGAGGGGGAGGCCCGGAUUCGAAAGCCCUGCCAGCGGCGACGAGCCCCCAGCAGACGACGACGACGGGGGGCGGGGGCGAGGCGCAGAUGCUGAGGACGCCGCUGAUCUUGCAGCAGCUGCUGCGGGACAAGAACGAGGUGGCGCGCGAGGAGGCCACCGAUCUGGCGCACAAGAUUGUGCAGCUGCUGCCGGUGGAGAAUUGGCGCGACGCGAGGUUGAAGGUGCUGCACAACUUGGGGAAUGGGUUCCGCAACCUGACGAAGGUGGACCUGCUGCGGUCGCUGGACCACUUCAACUCGCCGGGGCUCAACAUCGAGCUCUCGUUCACGGAGCUCGAGGCGGCGCUGCGCCUGCUGCAGGGCAGCACCAACCUGCGCGAGCUGACGCUUGACAAUCUGGCCUUCUUCCGCCCGUGGAUGGCCGUGGUGGGCACGGGCGCCGGCUGCAUCCUGCUGGCCGAGGUGCUGCGCAGCAUCAAGACGCUCGAGGUGCUGUCGGUGGAGAAUGUCCAGAUGCGCGCGGCUGGGCUCGUGCACAUCGCCGCGGCGCUGGCCGCCAAUGGCCCGUCGACUCUGCAGCGCCUGAACCUGAGCCGCAACCCGAUCGGGGACGAGGAGGGCGCCAGGCACGUGGGCGUGAUCCUCACCGCGGCGCGCAACCUGCGCGCGCUCGACCUCAAGUACAUCUCGAUGGACGAGGGCGGCGCCAAGCAGCUGGGCGAGGCCGUGGCGCGGCACCAAGCGCUCGAGGAGCUGUGCGUGAGCCUGGAGCAGCGAAGGCGCGCGGACGAGGCCGCAGCCUUCCCGUGGGGCGUGGCGGGCCUAGGGUCCGAGGGCGCGCUCAAGCCCGGCUCGCUCGACCGAUUCCUCACCGCCGCCUUCACGGGGCUGCACCCGAACACGUCGGUGCAGAAGCUGGUGGGCGUCUAUGGCGGCGGGACGAGCACUCUCGGGGUGCUGCCGCAGAUGCUGCGCGACAACUCGUCGCUGCGCGAGCUGCAGCUGCUGAACCCGGACUCUCUGGUGUUCCGCGUGCCUAGCGACGACUGGAAGGAUCUGUUCUCGUCGCUGCAGGUGAACACGAGCCUGCAGAGCUUGAAGCUCACGAAUGUGUACUUCCUGUACUCGACCAAGCUCUACUUCAACUACGCGGUGGUGCAGAUGGAGGACCGCGUGAAGAAGGGCGUCGGGCUCGACAUCGAUGCCUUCUCGCAGCUGGUGGACCUGCUGAAGACGCGCACCUCGCUCACGCGCUUCCACCUCGAGUGCACGGGCUACAGCUGGACGGCGGCCUGGCCGACCUUCUACCGCGCGCUCAAGCGCAACUCGACGCUCAAGGCGCUGACGCUCUAUGGCGACGUCGUGCCGCUGGAGGCCGGGAGCGCGGUGCUGGAGUGGAUCCAGGCCAGCACGCCGCUGGAGGAGCUCGACUUCGGGGACACCUCGCAAUGGCGCUCGCGCGAUGAGCUGAGGUUCUGGUGGAAGGACUUCUUCCGGUCGCUGCGCGACAACACGAGCCUCAAGCGCCUGCGCCUCGGGUCCGACUGCUUCUGGGACGACGAGGCGUUCCGCGAGCUGAUGGCCGUGCUGCAGGUGAACUCCACGCUGCAGGAGAUUGAAUUCUCGGGGCGCGAGCCCGAGGGCAAGGCCGCGCUGGUGCGCGAGGCGCUCCGGCGCAAGUCCCGCCAGGAGACGUACCUGGCCGAGCUCCGCAAGGGCCUGGCGCGCACGACCUGGACCUACCCCAAAUGCGGCCGCGUCUUCCUCUGCGGCUUCCCCGAGGCAGGGAAGACGAGGCUGGGGCACUGCAUGCUGCAGGUGACUCAGGAGAAGUCGAUGGUGCAGAAGCUGAAGGACAAGUUCAUGCCCCGGACGCAGGGCAUCGACAUCCACGUGCUGCGCAACGACCGCGCCAUGCAGGUCUCGAUCUGGGACCUGGCGGGGCAGGACAUCUUCCGAGCGCUGCAGGAGUACCUGUUCCCGAAGCUGAAUCGCGCCUGCGUCUUCCUCUUCGUCUUCUCGCUCUUCAACCGCAAGAGCAAGACCGUGAAGCCGCAGCUCGAGGAGGCGUUCCGGCAGGAGUUUCUGUCGUGGCUGCGCUUUAUCACCUCCAACUCCGAGGUGACGGGGCUGAACCUGCCCCGCGUGGUGGUCGUGCUCACUCAUAAGGACAAGGUCCGCGGAGCCGAGCCCAAAUGGGCCGAGCGCAUCCUCUUCAAGCUGCGCAAGGAAUUCGAGGACGUGGUGCACAUCUCGCCCAUCCUCUUCUACAUCAAUGGCCGGCGCAAGGAAGACGCGCAGCCCAUCGUCGACCACGUCUACCGGAGCUUCCAGGAGCUCUUCAAAGAGAAGCUCUUCCGAGUGCCCGACGCCUGCUGCCAGAUGAGCAAUUUCCUCGUCAAUUGGGCCUCCUCCAACAAGCUGCAGCCGAUCGUUACCUUUCAGAAAUUCGCCACGCUGUGCGAGGAGGCGCACUCGGAUCUGCGGAACCUGAGGCAUUAUCUGCAGGAGGAGGAGAGGGAGCGCGUGCUGCGAGCUGUGGCCUCGUACCUGCACGACGUGGGCACGGUGAUCCACUUCCCCAAGAGCAAUCUCAUGGUGGUCAAUCCCAACUGGCUGACCAAUGUGUUCCUGGGCCGGCUGAUCAGCAUCGGGCAGAAUUUCGAGCAGCCUCCCGGCAGGAGGAUCGCCAGCUCGAAGCACGGGUUUCUGAUCCGGGAGGACUUCGAGAAGCUCCUGCAGGAGGACUUUCUGAGCCCGCUCGAGAAGGAAGGGUACACGGGGCUCGACCUGCAGACGCUGCAGGACCUGAUGGAGAACCUCGACCUGUGCUACCAAGUGUCGUCGGGCGACGACAGCUCCUUCUUCGUUCCGACCAUCUUCAAAACGCAGGCCGAGCACCAGCUCCGCUGGCUGCGCACCAAGCCCGUACAGGACGUCUCGUACCUCGGCCUCCGAGUGCGCUGCAAAGAUCGCCAGCGCACCGCCCUGACCACCGCAUUCUUCUCCAGGUUCCAGGUGACGCUGAGGAGGACGCUGAUGCAGCGGCUGGCGCUGAGCGAGCAGCAGUUCAUGUGCGAGUACAACCUGAUAUCGCUGCUGGUGGACGGGCACGACAUUCUGGUGGAGAACGACGAGGAGGGCGACCACAUGGACGUGCUGGUGCGCUCGAUCAAGUCGCGGCACAACUCGUGGGAGUUCGUGUCGAAGAAGAUCGUCGAGGAGCUGCGCGACUUCUGCGCCUCGCCGCGCGGCUCGCCGGGCCUCGAGCUCGUGGUGGACAUCCUGCGGACGGAUUGCGCCCGGGGGCUGGUGUCGUCGGCGCACCGCCGGCACGACCAGGCCGUGGCGCGGUCCGAGCUCAAGGACAAGCUCAAGCAGUCGAUCGACAAGCCGGUGGACAUUCUCCGGGUGGGCGACCUGUACGCCCACACCUGGCCCGCCGUCCCGGACGCGGGACUGCAGAUCGCCUCGGAGUGGGCCGUGGACCUGCUCCCGCCGCAGGACAUCGUCGAGGUGCGCGAGUGGGUGCAGAAGGAGACGAAGGCCAUCACCGAGCGCAUGGUCAAGGUGGCGGAGGUGCUCGAGGAGAUCACCGGCGUCCCAAAGAACCGGGCCCAGGCCAAACUGGAGCGCAGCAAGACGGACCUGGGCCUGGGGCCGGACCGCUCCAAGGGCGCGUCCCUCCAGCCGGAGGCGGGCGACGCGCCGGCCAAGAAGCUCACGACGUUCGACGAGCUACGCGCCGAGAUCAAGGAGCUCAAGUCCAUCCAGCAGAGCCUGCGCGAAACGCUGACGGCCAUCAGCCUGGGGCUCGACGGCACCGUCGGCGUGCCGGAGUCGUACCUGCUGUCGGAGCUGCCCCGCCGGCCCUUCUUCAUCGCCGGAGAUCUCUGCCACCGGAUCAGCGGGUUGGUGAUGGUCGGCAAGCCCAUGAAGCUGCACCUGAUGUGCGAGGAGCGAACGGCGAACCACAUGGUGCCCAACCAGCCGGGAUUCCAGCUGACGGUGGCCGGCGACAAUCAGGCCUGGCUCCGGCUCAUCGCCGUCAACGCCGUCAAGGCCAUCUGGUACUUUCUCAAGGCCGGGAUCCAGGUGACCAGCGCCGGCGGAGUGGUGCCGGAGCUGCAAACCGCCGACGGGCCCUACAUUCCUCUGGCUAUGAUGUCGAUGGCCGGCGUUCUCGACACGCUGCAGAUCGACCAGAAAGCCUCCACAGUCACCGGCGACUCCGUUCUCGACAGCCUUCUGGCCGACGACAAAGGCCGGUCGUGCUCGCCGGCCGACGCCUGGGACUGCCUGGAGGACUUUCUUAGCUCGGAGCUGCCCGACCAGCUGACCGAGUUCUUCCUCCUGUACCGCGCGCGCUACCACAAGGCCAAGGACCAGAAGUCCGCCCACGCCUGGCUCUGCGAGGAGUGCCUCAACAAAGGCAUUCUGGAGCGACGACUCGAGCGCGCGUGACAUCGCUUCUCGACCAUUUCCGGGUGCUCUGCUCUGCCGCCCCUCCCGCCGAUCGCGUGGGGACGGAUCGGUCUCUGGCCUGAGAGCUCCGAUCCGAGCUCGGGCUCUGCCAUGAACCGAGCGAGAGUCGUCGCCGGUGGGAUUCAUCCGCAGGGAGCGCGAGGUGCAGAUUAUCCCUCGUAUGCAAGACAGAUGGUGCAGCUUUGGAGUGCAUGGGAUUGAUUAACGCACAUGACAGUCGAUCGAUCGGUCGGUCGAGCUGAAUGACCGACUGAUUCGAUCGAUCCAGUCCUGCUCUUGCCCCUCCGUCCCGUCCCAUGGCUGAGCGAGCGAGCGAUGCCAACCCUGCGAACACGACGGCACCAACCCCCGGCUCCAGCGUAUGGCUCGAAAGCUGGAGAUGUCUCUUGAGUGAGUAUCAUGGCAUGAGGAAGGGGCGUGUACGUACCACACGCCCCCAUCAUAACAAAUCAUUCGACCAAUCGAUCCGUCGGAUCAGGUUUUACAUCAGAGAAUCUCUUUUCGAGCCCACUUCACCCUCUACUUCGAGGAGUGGAACCCACUCUCGGGCAUAAGUGUGCCCUGUCUAUUGAACCCUUCUGCCUGCCAAGACGAUACUCUACGAUACUGCAACAGAUUCUCUACAAAACUGGAGGAAUUUUCUCGCAGAAGCUUCGUACGAAGGUAUUCCUAGUUUCAGAAAGAGAGCGAGGCCAGUUCCCCUGACUAUUGUUACCAUGUGCGCACUAUCGUACGAUUCAUUUCACCUCAUUAUGUAGCAACAGUGCCUAGAAACGCUUUUUGCAUGAGCUAGUGAGCAGCAAUCAGAGAUGCUGGCUGCAACAGCCCCCUUGAGACACCAUCAUCAUCUGAUCAUGGUUCAUAGAAAACUGCCUAAAUUCGUUUGCGUUCCCUGCCCCAUUGGGUUUGUACACUAGUUUAAUGUUCUCCAUCACAUGGACGCAAGUACGAACCGAGUAGAUGCAGUAAUUACUUAUCAUGAAUACGCAUUCUCUUCAAGUCAUGCCAUACAUUUUCAACAAGAAAAGUAUUUCAACGAUUAUUACUCCUGCACAUUGAAAGUGUUAAGUAAUGAAGAGCCACCGUUUAUGUGUAUUAGCUGCCCAGGACUGAACAGGACUAGAGUAAAUGUAGUUUUAUUAUCUAGAAGGAUCUAUCCUCCUGACAGUACAUCAUCCGCAACAUUUAAUGUUGUGGAGAUUCAAAAUUAUGUGAUUUUCUUCAACUGAUAGACCCAGUUCUAUGAAAGACUUAUGGCCGAAGAGAAGAGGACG